Suillus subaureus is the source of this 1080-nucleotide messenger RNA. RefSeq lists its product as uncharacterized. Gene Ontology annotation, molecular function: zinc ion binding. NCBI's taxonomy places the organism in Eukaryota, Fungi, Basidiomycota, Agaricomycetes, Boletales, Suillaceae. The transcript is spliced from 4 exons. Bases 167 to 1015 code for a protein of 282 amino acids. Gene Ontology annotation, cellular component: cytoplasm. The record is from RefSeq and is a predicted model, not a curated record.
GAAAACCACUAUGUAGAUUCAUACAGACGGUUAGGGUCCGAAUAGCGCGCCGUUUCAUAUGCACAUGUUUUGGACCAAACAGAUGACCUUCAAGGGCCUGUAUCCAGUUUGGGAAUAAUCUGGAUAUGGCCAUCAUCUUCUCGUUUCCGCAGUGAAUUAACAUCCUAUGGAGCCUGAUGCAGUCGGACUGCAUUGUGAUCUAACCUCCUGCCACGAGGUUGACUUCCUACCAAUCAAGUGCCACUGUAACAAGGUGUUUUGUAGGUACCACAUCUCCCCUGAUAAACACACUUGUGCGUCACUGGAUCAUGAUGGGCCUUCCGAGGGACGUGCCCCCGUCGUAAAACGCCAGAGAUGUGCUCUUGGAAAUUGCGAGAAACCGAGCCUUGAAAGUGCUAUCAGCCAAGAGGCUAACGUCGAAACGAAACCAACUUCAUCUACGGCAUGCCCGAAAUGCCUUCUGUCAUUUUGUAUCGAUCAUCGUCAUCCAGAUUUGCACUCAUGUACAGGUCUGCAGAAGCAGGAGUCCGAUGAGAAGAAACAUGCUCAAAGUAUCCUUGCACGCCAUUUUUCCAAUCCACCUUCACAUACUCCCCUGGCCAUUCGACGCACAGUGACGCUUCCUACGGACCCAAAGAAGUUGGCUCAGAUACAGAAAGUUACACUCAUGAAGAUGCGUCAUAGUGCUAUUGCAGGGGACCCUAGGGACAAACCAUCCACCGUACCUGUCAAUGAACGCCUGCACAUCAAAGCUCGAUUGGAGGUGACUGGGAUGCCCAUGCAAGAACGCGUACUUUGGUUCAGGAAGUCCGUGGUCACGGGCAGGGCAUUGGACCUGAUCUCGGCGAAUCUUGGGGUUCCCUCCUCGUAUCAAACACCGUUAUGCCUCAUAGAGAAAUCAGUCUCAGAUCCUUCAAGUUGCUCACCCCUCCAGAAUGAUCUGUUGUUGUCUGAGCAAGUGGAGGACACUUGUACUGUCAUGUUGUCGGCUCUUCCUUAUAGUCGAAGUGAUUGAUCACUGAAUGUCGUGAUACUCGUCUUGAUCUCAAUUUGAAUUUUACGCUGGAUUUGUCCACAAGU